AUGCUUGAGACUUCGUCUGAGACGUCUGAAGAAAGCCUGGGCGCCAAGGAAGCGGAGCCGAAGAACCCGAAGCAGAAGACACCGAAGCGCCGCCGCCGCCGCUGCAGCCGCCGCCGCCGCUCUGACGGCUUCGACAGCUUUGCCGCCUAUUUCCGAAGGGUGCUGAAGCGGGUCCAGGAGGGCCUGAGCCUCUCGCAGGAGGCCGUGAACGUCAUGGAUUCGUUCGUUAAGGACAUCUUUGAGCGAAUCGCCGACGAGGCGGCGCGCCUGGUCUGCUCCAGCAAGCGCUCCACCCUCAGCUCCAGAGACAUCCAGACCUCCGUGCGCCUGCUGCUGCCUGGGGAGAUGGGCAAGCACGCCGUGUCCAACGCCACCAAGGCCGUCAUCAGAUACACCACCGGCAAAUGA
Eubalaena glacialis (North Atlantic right whale) is the source of this 408-nucleotide messenger RNA. RefSeq names its product late histone H2B.L4-like. Gene Ontology annotation, biological process: nucleosome assembly. Gene Ontology annotation, cellular component: nucleosome. Gene Ontology annotation, molecular function: structural constituent of chromatin; DNA binding; protein heterodimerization activity. The transcript has a single exon. Lineage: Eukaryota; Metazoa; Chordata; Mammalia; Artiodactyla; Balaenidae. Bases 1 to 408 code for a protein of 135 amino acids. The record is from RefSeq and is a predicted model, not a curated record.